AUGAAGGGAACUUACAGCAAUUCUCUCUUCCUCAUCACAUUUGCUUCCGUUCCAUUGAGUCAUCCUAUUGCCCUCAUCGUAUAUGAAGACAUCUUGGCUGGUCAACGAUUUGACGCUCACGGGUACCUCAUAGACUGUAACCCUCGUUUUUGCGGCGUUCAGCUGGAAGUGGAGCAGACGGGGCCUAUAGGCAGCAGCGUUUGCUUGGCUGAAAAUCUGCUCGGCGGCUCCGCUUUGAACUCUGAAACACCAAAAAAGCGCUGGUAA
Molecule: messenger RNA, 267 nt
Organism: Dibothriocephalus latus
Lineage: Eukaryota; Metazoa; Platyhelminthes; Cestoda; Diphyllobothriidea; Diphyllobothriidae
Source: the annotation of a GenBank genome assembly